AUGUCUUUCAAGGCAAGAAGUGGCUUUGAGUUUACGUUGUUAAACUACAAUAACCUGUCGACUAAAGUUUAUAGUCCUCCUUUCGCUACCUCGUUCGAUACUUUUUGGCAACUCAAGUUCAAGCCGACGUCGAAAGAAAAUCCGGAAUAUUGUUCUGUGUACUUGGUGGCCAUACCCAGUUAUGAAGAAGGUAGUACUACGUCUACGUGGACGAAUCGUUCCACUUAUUCUGUCGACAUUUACAUCAAACAUCCAGAAACCUUGGCGGAAAUGAAGAAGGCUAAUUUGGAUACGACAAAAUUUUCCGCUAUCAAGCCAUUGAGAGGUUGGAAUAAGUUUUGCAAAAAACACUUGCUCCCAUCUGACCAAAUAAUACUUGGCAUAGAAUUUGACAAAACGGAAUUUGGAACGCCCGAUGAAAAGCCAAGGUUUCCUGGUAAUGGCAAACCAUUUCCGGAUGAUUUGGUAAUCGCUUGGGCCGACCAGUUGAAUAAACCCGAACACGCGGAUGUCGAAUUUCGAGUUCAAGGUCAAUCCAUCUAUGCAAAUACCGCGAUACUUACCCGAAGAUCCGAAUAUUUUCAGAGAAUGUUCGAGGGGAGAUGGAUGGAAUCGAUUACUUGUAAUCAAGGUGACGAAGACCAACAACAAUUAUUGCAACAUCGGCAAGUUCCGACCUCCGAGGAUGAUGAGGAUACUGACGUAGAUAAUUCGAGUGACUCCAAUCCAUCUCAUAAACGAAAAAGGGUCUCAGACAAUGGGAGUGAUUCAUCUCACAAACGAAGGAGAGUCUCGGAUAGCGAAAGUGAAGAAGAAGAAGAUGAUGAUCCCGUUCAAUCUUCUUCUUCAUCCAUAAGGAAAUCCGGGCGGAUUAUCAUUGAUGUCAUCGAUUUUCAUCCAGAUACCUUUCUCGAAAUGUUGCGUUUCUUAUACACCAAUCGAGUGGCUUUUGGUCCAAGGGAAUCACCAACCUCGGCCGUGAACAUGUUCAAGAUUGCGGAUAAGUACCUGAUCGAGAAUUUGCAACAAAAUGCAAAAGUUAAACUUUGUCGAGGGGUGAACAUAAACAAUGCCGCCGAAUUCUUGUUCACCACAGCUUGGCAAUAUGACGAGCUACGGGAUCACGUGAUGAAUUACGUAGUGCAAAAUUUCAAGAACGUGUGCAAAACUUCCGGAUUCAAAAAUAUCACUUCUAACUCGAUCAACUAUCCGCAAUUUCAUGAGUUACUCACGGAGAUUCUGCACAAGGUCUUCGCCGAUGGUGACUCGGAUUACAGCGAUUGUUAA
This is a messenger RNA of Acaulospora morrowiae, 1287 nucleotides long. The record is from the annotation of a GenBank genome assembly. NCBI's taxonomy places the organism in Eukaryota, Fungi, Glomeromycota, Glomeromycetes, Diversisporales, Acaulosporaceae.